GAUCUAUACUGUUGCUUUCCACUUGACAGUGCAAAGGCACAAUUUAUUCAUGUCGUAGAUUGUGAGGAAAUUUCUGUUUAACUAUCCCAUUUUGUAUAGCUCAAUUUUAAUGUUGGGUCCAACAUUCCUGAAAUUUUAUUGCCCGGCCUAACAUUCCUAGUCAAUUUGUAGAGCAUUUCUACUUGAUUUAAUGCUGGGCCAAAAUUUCUUCAUUACUUUGACAGUGGAAGCACUGGAAGCAGUGGCAGCAAUAGAAGCAGGAAUCAGUAAUGGCAGUACACAGAAUAUUCUGGCUAAAUCCGAGAGCGAAUUAAGGAAGCGCUUUAAGAGCAACUAUGAGUUUGUGAUUGCCCAGCCUGAAAUCAAUUCAAAGAUGAGAUCAAUUCUCAUAGACUGGUUGACAGAGGUUCACAGGAUGUUUGAACUAAUGCCUGAGACCCUUUACCUCACAAUUAACAUAGUUGAUCGGUACCUUUCAAUGAAUGUUGUCCCAAGGAGGGAGCUUCAGUUGGUCGGCAUUAGUUCAAUGCUAAUUGCUUGCAAGUAUGAAGAAAUUUGGGCACCAGAGGUAAUUGGUGUUCUGUUUUCAUCAUUUAGAACCAUGUCUGAUCUAAAAAUUGUUUGGUUUCACUGA
Messenger RNA from Camellia sinensis, 634 nucleotides. Lineage: Eukaryota; Viridiplantae; Streptophyta; Magnoliopsida; Ericales; Theaceae. The record is from RefSeq and is a predicted model, not a curated record.